Molecule: messenger RNA, 1166 nt
Organism: Solea solea (common sole)
Lineage: Eukaryota; Metazoa; Chordata; Actinopteri; Pleuronectiformes; Soleidae
Exons: 6
Coding region: 451-1056 (201 amino acids)
Source: RefSeq, a predicted model, not a curated record
AAAGGCUUAUCUGUGGUUACGCCUGUAUUAAGAGGGUUUUAGCUAUAGCUUCAUAUUUGCUUUGUGGACAUGAGAUGAAAAAUGUAUUUAAAGGUACGGUGGGACAUCAUUUUUAUACUGUUUUGCUUAAAAUCCUCUUCACUCAAUCAAACUGCCAUCUGCCCCCCAUGUGCUUACCCAUCUUAUAAACGUGUAAUUGUAGAGCUAAAGGUCGCCUGUUGUGUAAUUUGCUCUCGGUCCUGGCUGCAGACACAGAUGCACUCAGACUCUGCUAAACACACAACACCACUUUAAACAAAGGUGUCCAAUAAUAAUCCAGCCUGCCCACCUUCCAGUGUCCAUAAAGUUCCCCAUAAACCAAUUUAUAACGUAUCAUACGUCCCCCCUCUGCAGGUGUUCACAGCAGAAUUCCUCUUCAUUUGUCCUGUAGUUGUUGUCGUCGAUUGUUAAAUGAUGUUUCCGCGGUUGUGUUUAGCUCUGCUUGCUCUCUCGUCUCUGGCUGCUGCGUCCGAUCCAGGCUGCGAGGAGCUCGUCAAACCUUUGGAAGACAGAAGCAAGAUCUCUGGCAAAUGGAUUUUCCACGUUGGUGGAGCAGACACCGAGGAAUAUUUGAAGAAUCUAAAAUAUUUCCACAGCUCCUGGAUCGAUAUCCCAACCGUGCUUAGCGAUAAUAUGACCAUACGCUUCGCAGACAGACACGAGGAGAAAUGCCUUUAUGGACAUGCUAAUUUCUCUAAUGAGGGAAACAACACCAAACUGACAUUUCACUUCAACUCCACCUCACACGACCACGUUGGGAUGCUCCUGGUGUCCUGUGCCGACUGCCUGCUGUGGAUUGAGAACACAGAGUCAAAGAAGAAUGGGGAGAUUAAUAUGGGCAGACAGUUCUACCUGUUCACAAAGAGUGGCGAUUUGGCCGAAUCUGAUCUGGCUUUUUUCAUGAAACAGGCGGCGUGCCUCAACGUCCUGCCAGAUUUCUACUUUGCAGAGACCAAAGACCUGUGUCCUGACGAGAAGGAGGCUGCUGCCUCAAAAGAAACGACACAAGAGCAGUAGAAGUUGCCGUUACGUGAACUCUCAACUCCACCCGCAGAGGAUUGUGUUUUAAAGCUGCAGUAGGCGGGAUGAAUGUUGUAUGAUGUAUAUAAAUGAAUAGACAUGUUUCA